UUACGGUGCCGGGAGUCACACACACAUCUAAGAGAAGAUAGUUCUUUACGGAAUUACUUUGCGGCAAGGGACUGACUCCUGGAGCGGACUGCCUAAAGACCAAAUAGGCACUCGGAUUCUAAAGACUUUUGGCGUUGGAGAAAUGGAAGCUGCAAAGGAGCGCUUUCCUAGACUAAGGCAAGUUCUUCUCUUUGUUUUGCUGUCUCACACUUGGGCGGAGCAGGAAGAUUAUCGUGUCGCUGAAGAAACAGAGCGUGGCUCUUUUGUGGCCAAUCUAGCAAAAGACAUAGGGCUAGCGGUAAGAGAGCUGUCUUGGCGGAGGGCUCGGAUCAUUUUUACAAAUGACAAAAAAUAUUUUCAGCUGAACCUUCAGACGGGAGAUUUACAAGUAAAUGAGAAACUGGAUAGGGAGGAACUGUGUGGCCCCAUGGAGCGUUGUGUACUGCAAUUCCAAGUGUUACUGGAAGAACCUUUAGAGGUAUAUAGGUAUAAGCUUUUGGUCACUGACAUAAAUGACAAUUCCCCUGUGUUCCCAGAAGCAGAAAUGAUUUUGAAAAUCAUGGAAAAUACUCUUCCAGGGACUGCGUUUCCCCUGAAAAAUGCACAAGAUUUGGAUGUAGGUAUCAAUAAUAUCCAAAACUACACCCUUUAUCCCAACUCCCAUUUCCAUGUUCUUACCCACAAUAGCGGUGAAGGCAGAAAAUACCCGGAACUGGUUCUGGACAAAGUGCUAGAUCGAGAGGAGCAGCCUGAGCUUAGGUUAACUCUCCUGGCAGUAGAUGGUGGAGUUCCUCCUAAAACUGGGACUGCCUUGGUCCUCAUUGAUAUCUUGGACAUCAAUGACAAUGCCCCUGAGUUUGUGCAGCCACUCUAUCGUGUACAGAUCAUGGAAAACAGUCCUCUGGGAUCGGUUAUUGUCACUGUUUCAGCUAGAGAUUUAGACUCAGGAACAAAUGGUGAAGUAUUCUAUUCAUUUUUUUAUGGCGAUGAAGAGAUUAGUAGGACAUUUGCACUUGAUGAACUCACAGGAGAAAUUAAAAUAAUUAGGACACUAGAUUUUGAAAAAAUUAUGUCAUAUGAGCUGGAUAUUAAGGCCUCUGAUGGGGCAGGUCUUUCUGGAAAAUGCACUGUCAUAAUAGAGGUGGUGGAUAUAAAUGACAACACCCCAGAACUGACAGUGGCUUCACUUAUAAGCUCCAUCCCAGAAAAUUCCCCUGAGACCACGAUAGCUCUUUUCAGUAUUCAAGAUCGAGAUUCUGGGGACAAUGGGAGGAUGGUUUGUUCCAUCCAAGAAGAUGUUCCGUUCACUCUUAAACCUUCCGUUGAGAAUUUCUACAAGCUAGUAACAGAAGGAGAGCUAGACAGAGAGAGCCAGGUCGAGUACAACAUCACCAUCACCGUCACCGACCUGGGGACCCCCAGGCUGAAAACCCAGCACAACCUCACGGUGACCGUGUCCGACGUCAACGACAACGCCCCGACCUUCAGCCAGACGACCUACACCCUGCGCGUCCGCGAGAACAACAGCCCCGCCCUGCACAUCGGCAGCGUGAGCGCCACCGACAGAGACUCGGGCGCCAACGCCCAGGUCACCUACUCGCUGCUGCCGCCCCACGACCCGCAGCUGCCGCUGGGCUCGCUGGUGUCCAUCAACGCGGACAACGGGCAGCUGUUCGCGCUCAGGUCGCUGGAUUUCGAGGCGCUGCAGGCGUUCGAGUUCCGCGUGGGCGCGGCCGACCGCGGCUCGCCGGCGCUCAGCAGCCAGGCGCUGGUGCGCGUGCUGGUGGCGGACGCCAACGACAACGCGCCGUUCGUGCUGUACCCGCUGCAGAACGGCUCGGCGCCCUGCACCGAGCUGGUGCCGCGGGCGGCCGAGGCGGGCUACCUGGUGGCCAAGGUGGUGGCGGUGGACGGCGACUCGGGCCAGAACGCCUGGCUGUCGUACCAGCUGCUCAAGGCCACGGAGCCCGGGCUGUUCGGCGUGUGGGCGCACAACGGCGAGGUGCGCACGGCGCGGCCGCUGAGCGAGCGCGACGCCGUCAAGCACAGGCUGCUGGUGCUGGUCCGGGACCACGGCGAGCCGCCGCUGUCGGCCAGCGUCACGCUGCACGUGCUGCUGGUGGACGGCUUCUCGCAGCCCUACCUGCCGCUGCCGGACGCGGCGGCGGCCGAGGCCCGCGCCGACCCGCUCACCGUCUACCUGGUGGUGGCCUUGGCGUCCGUGUCGUCGCUCUUCCUGUUCUCGGUGCUGGUGUUCGUGGCGGUGCGGCUGUGCAGGAGGAGGCGGGCGGCGUCGGGGGGCGGCUGCUCGGUGCCCGAGGGUCCGUUUCCGGGCCACCUGGUGGACGUCAGCGGCGCGGGGACCCUGUCCCAGAGCUACCAGUAUGAGGUGUGUCUGGGAGAAUCUGGGACCAGGGAAUUUAAGUGUUUGAAGUUUGUUGUCUCCACGCAACAGAGGCCUGUGAAGGAUAUGGAGGAAAAGAAAUUUGUGAAUAGUUUUGGAUUCAAUUAGGAAUUUCGGUUAAGGAAUUUGGGUUCUUUUGAAAUAUGAUCGGUCUCCGUUACUGUUUUGGUCCGUAUAGAAUUUCCUGGGUAAUUUGCUGAUUCCAUAUUCCUAUUAAGGGGACUUGAAAUAUUCGUUCUGAGUAUAUACUCAUAUUUACUCUUUAUAUCAUUUCUAUUUUGAUAGAGACAAAGAAUUCUCAACUAUAUUGCAUUACCGAAAAGUCAUGAACAUGUGUUGAAUUUAUCAACUUUCAUUAUCAAGCAGUGUUGAUUUGAAGAUGACCCCAGUUCCAUCCUCUCUUUGAUUAUUAUAUGGAAACUCUAAAAUUUUCUUACAUUGUGGUUACUUAGAAAGCAUUAUAAUAUUAAUAUAAUGAAGUAUCAGUAUAACUUCUGUUUAAUCUGAUAUUAAGCCUACUUGUCUUAAUUUUUUAAAAAGAUUUUUUAUUUAUUUAACAGAGAUCACAAGUAGGUAGAGAGGCAGGUAGAGAGAGAAAGGGAAGCAGGCUCCCCGCUGAGCAGAGAGCCCUCUGCAGUGCCUGGAUCCCAGGACCCUAAAAUCAUGACCUGAGUGGAAGGCAGAGGCUUUAACCCACUGAGCCACCAAGGCACCCCAUUGUCUUAAAUUUUUUAAUGGAGAAAUGUUUGCAAAAAUUGCAUGUUUUUGUUUCACAAUAAGUAGUAUUAAAUAGAAAGGCUACAAUUUCUCCCAUACUUAAGUGCUUUACCUCUAUAUCAACCUCCAGUAUAUCAGCUAUAUGAAUAAUAUCAAAAGAUUAUUAGUUUAUAUCAAGAUAUUUAGGGGCACCUGGGUGGCUCAGUGGAUCAUGAUCCCAGGGUCCUGGGAUGGCGCUCCGCUUGGCACGGAGCCUGCUUCCCUCUCUCUCUCUCUUUGCUUACUGUGAUCUCUGUCAAAUAAAUAAAAUCUUUUUAAAAAAGAUAUAUAAAUGAUAGAUCCCUUGUGGUAUCUGUCUAGCCCACCCCAUCAUUUUCAGGAAACUUUUCUCCAGUAGAAGUGUAUGGUUGCAGCCAUGUUUAUUUUAUUUGAUCCAUUUCCGUCUUCAGACAAUCAGACAAGUUGGUGUUGCUAAUCCAAGCUUUGUAAAUCUCAUUUGUUAAAAACAACAAAGCAAAUCCAAAGAAAGCAAAUCUAAAAUAGUUUCUGUUAGGAAUUUAACAAGAAAAUGAUAUCAUGUUGGCUAAAUAAAUAGAAAGAAAAAAACAGAAGGUUAGUGCAUUUACAGAGAAGAAGAAAGGAAAUGCCUAAAAGGUAACAUUAUGGAUUUUCCAGUCCCUCCCAAGUCUGCUUUCUCCCUUGGCUUUUGGAAACAAGUAUAUGCACUUUUAAGAAAUGUCCCUUUAAUUAUGACUUCUAUGUGGAUUUCUCCCUUGUCAAAAGCAUAUCUAGAUUCUUGCAUGGCUUGAAAUGUACUCUUCGUUGGAGAUUUUUAAAUUGUGUUUUUUUAUUAAUAUAAUAAUAUUUGGGAUCAAAAGUUUGUGGAAUAUUAGUUGUCUGUAAAGGACAAGCACAAACUCUGGUUAACAUAUAUGAUUUUGAGAAGAACUGAUGGCUAUUUUAAAAUUUUACAGUGUUUGGUGUGUCUUAUGGAAAUUCUUAGAAAAUUCUCAUAUGUAAGAAAGUUUUAAAUAUUAUUACUGUUAUAAUAAUAUUGACAAUGUAAAAUGUGAUUUAAAAGAGAUGUAUACCAUAUUUGUAGGAUAUUUAUAGCCUGGUAGUUUUGUUCUGGUUUUUUUGUUUUGUUUUGUUUUUUAGAAUCUAUUCCAUUACAUAGGGGAUGCCAGAGAAUUUUAGCAUUUAAUGAAAAACAUUUAGAUCAUUCUGAAGUACUGCAAAUUACUUUUCUAAAGAGCAUAUAAAAUGGCUACUAGGGAACAUGGUGUUUUGUUUGUCCAGCUCAUAUAAUGUACUAGGAUUCCAGCAGAAAAAAAAGGGGCUUCUAUGUUAGGAGGAGAGUCCAUCUAUCAAAAUUUUUAAAUUGUGAUUUAUUGAUUGACCUAUUGAAUAUCGGUUGAGCAUCUACCAUGUGCUACGGACUGUUCUAGAUGUUGGGAGAUGUAGAUAUGAACAAAGCAAAGAUCUCAUGCACAAGAAAGUCACAGAAAAGAAAAAAAUUAAAUAUGUACAUCUAGCUAUAUCAGAUAAAUGUGAAGGAGGAAAAGCCAGGUAAGAGAUAUAGAAAGUGUCCUCAUAUGCAUUUUCCCAUAGUUUGAAAGUUUUAAAACCAUAGUUCUCUGACCUUAUGUCAAAAUGGUAUCAUCUUUUGUAAUAAACUGAAUUCACUGUU
Molecule: messenger RNA, 4811 nt
Organism: Mustela lutreola (European mink)
Lineage: Eukaryota; Metazoa; Chordata; Mammalia; Carnivora; Mustelidae
Product: protocadherin beta-15-like
Biological process (GO): homophilic cell-cell adhesion
Cellular component (GO): plasma membrane
Molecular function (GO): calcium ion binding
Source: RefSeq, a predicted model, not a curated record